Physeter macrocephalus (sperm whale) is the source of this 4962-nucleotide messenger RNA. It is a transcript of the gene PTPRM, whose product is annotated as protein tyrosine phosphatase receptor type M. Gene Ontology annotation, cellular component: membrane. The record is from RefSeq and is a predicted model, not a curated record. Bases 369 to 4841 code for a protein of 1490 amino acids. Gene Ontology annotation, molecular function: protein tyrosine phosphatase activity; protein binding. Gene Ontology annotation, biological process: protein dephosphorylation. The transcript has 34 exons. Lineage: Eukaryota; Metazoa; Chordata; Mammalia; Artiodactyla; Physeteridae.
GCCCCGGCCACCGCGGCGCCGGAGGCUCGGGUCCCGAGCCGGGGAAGGAGAGCGGCGGCCAGCGCAGCCGCCGGCACGGAGGGCGGAUUUUGGCUUCACGGGCGCGCCCUCCGCUCUCUUUCGCAGCGGCGCAGCUCCGAGCGGGGCCGGCGAUAGGGCGGGAGGACCCAAGACCCUCGCCCCCAGCCCCGGGAGCCGCCGGAGUUGGGACUUCUGCAACUGUUAGCACUUUGGGUGUCUGGUUCUGGUUUUGGCUGUUCACCCUCCUCUUCUUGCCGCCUUGGAGGCAAAGCUCCCGGCCGCCGGCCGCCCUCCGCCCUCGCGCCCACCCAGCGCCGCCGGGAGCGGCCCGGCGCGCACUCAGCACCAUGGGGAGACUUGGGACUUGCCUGGCGACUUUGACCGGACUUUUGCUAACUGCGGCGGGGGACACGUUUUCAGGUGGUUGCCUCUUUGAUGAGCCUUAUAGCACGUGUGGAUACAGUCAGGCUGAAGAUGAUGACUUCAACUGGGAGCAAGUGAACACCUUGACCAAACCAACCUCUGAUCCAUGGAUGCCAUCAGGCUCCUUCAUGUUGGUGAACACGUCUGGGAGAUCUGAGGGACAGAGAGCCCACCUCCUCUUACCUCAGCUCAAAGAAAAUGACACCCACUGCAUUGAUUUUCACUACUUUGUAUCCAGCAAGAGUAAUUCUGCUCCCGGGUUACUCAAUGUCUACGUGAAGGUCAAUAACGGGCCUUUGGGGAACCCUAUUUGGAAUAUAUCUGGAGACCCAAACCGUACAUGGAACAGGGCAGAGCUGGCCAUCAGUACUUUCUGGCCUAACUUUUAUCAGGUGAUUUUUGAAGUCAUAACUUCUGGACAUCAAGGCUACCUCGCCAUUGAUGAAGUGAAGGUGUUAGGACAUCCAUGUACCAGAACGCCUCACUUCCUGCGGAUUCAGAACGUGGAGGUCAAUGCGGGCCAGUUUGCCGCCUUCCAGUGCAGUGCCAUCGGCAGGACUGUGGCCGGCGACAGGCUCUGGUUACAGGGCAUUGAUGUACGGGAUGCUCCUCUAAAGGAAAUAAAGGUGACUAGUUCCCGGCGAUUCAUAGCAUCGUUUAAUGUCAUGAAUACAACCAAACGAGAUGCUGGAAAAUACCGCUGCAUGAUUCGAACCGAUGGAGGAGUUGGCCUAUCCAACUAUGCGGAAUUGGUAGUUAAAGAGCCCCCUGUCCCCAUCGCGCCCCCUCAGCUGGCCUCCGUGGGGGCCACCUACCUGUGGAUCCAGCUCAACGCCAACUCCAUCAAUGGCGAUGGGCCCAUCGUGGCCCGGGAGGUGGAAUACUGCACCGCCAGCGGGAGCUGGAGCGACCGGCAACCAGUGGACUCCACGAGCUACAAGAUCGGGCACCUCGACCCGGACACAGAGUAUGAGAUCAGCGUGCUUCUCACCCGGCCAGGGGAGGGCGGCACCGGUUCUCCUGGGCCCGCUCUCAGAACCAGAACCAAGUGUGCUGAUCCCAUGCGUGGCCCAAGAAAAUUGGAAGUCGUCGAAGUCAAAUCUCGACAAAUCACUCUCCGCUGGGAGCCAUUUGGGUAUAACGUGACUCGUUGCCAUAGUUACAACCUCACAGUCCACUACUGUUACAAGGUCGGAGGGCAGGAACAAGUGAGAGAAGAAGUAAGCUGGGACACGGAUAACUCACACCCUCAACACACCAUCACCAACCUCUCCCCCUACACCAACGUCAGUGUGAAACUCAUCCUUAUGAAUCCCGAGGGACGGAAGGAGAGCCAAGAACUUGUAGUACAGACGGAUGAAGAUCUUCCAGGUGCUGUUCUUACUGAAUCCAUCCAAGGAAGUACCUUUGAAGAGAAGAUAUUUCUUCAAUGGCGAGAACCAAUUCAAACCUAUGGUGUCAUCACUUUAUAUGAGAUCACCUACAAGGCAGUCAGUUCCUUUGACCCAGAAAUAGAUCUAUCCAAUCAAAGUGGAAGAGUUUCAAAACUGGGAAAUGAAACCCACUUUCUGUUUUUCGGACUGUAUCCGGGAACCACAUACUCCUUCACCAUCCGAGCUAGCACGGCUAAGGGUUUUGGACCCCCGGCAACAAAUCAGUUCACCACCAAAAUAUCAGCACCCUCCAUGCCGGCUUAUGAACUUGAGACACCCUUGAAUCAAACCGACAACACGGUGACGGUCCUGCUGAAGCCUGCACACAGCCGAGGCGCACCUGUCAGUGUCUACCAAAUAGUUGUCGAGGAAGAGCGUCCUCGAAGAGCUAAAAAGACAACAGAAAUCUUAAAAUGCUACCCGGUGCCCAUCCACUUCCAGAAUGCUUCUCUACUGAACUCCCAGUACUACUUCGCUGCUGAAUUCCCAGCCAACAGCCUCCAAUCGGCUCAGCCUUUUACUAUUGGUGAUAAUAAGACGUACAAUGGAUACUGGAACACCCCUCUUCUUCCCCAUAAAAGCUACAGAAUUUAUUUCCAAGCUGCUAGCAGAGCCAACGGGGAAACCAAAAUAGACUGUGUCCAAGUGGCCACAAAAGCUGCGAUAAUCGUGACUCAGCUUACGACACCUCACAUUCGCAUCGCCCCUGCUGCAGGCGACGACCAGCUGACAGGAGCUGCCACUCCAAAACCAGUCCCAGAACCCGAGAAACAAACAGACCACACAGUCAAGAUCGCAGGAGUCAUCGCUGGCAUCUUGCUGUUCGUGAUUAUAUUUCUUGGAGUCGUGUUGGUCAUGAAGAAAAGGAAACUGGCCAGGAAGCGGAAGGAGACCAUGAGCAGCACGCGGCAGGAGAUGACGGUGAUGGUGAGCUCCAUGGACAAGAGCUACGCGGAGCAGGGCACCAGCUGCGACGAGGCCUUUUCCUUCAUGGACACACACAACCUCAACGGGAGAUCUGUGUCUUCGCCAUCGUCCUUUACCAUGAAAACGAACACCCUGAGCACAUCGGUGCCUAAUUCCUAUUACCCAGACCCAUUUGUGCCAACUGCAAUUUUAGUGCCUAUAAAUGACGAGACGCACACGAUGGCCAGUGACACCAGCAGCUUGGUGCAGCCCCACACGUACAAGAAGCGCGAGCCGGCCGACGUGCCCUACCAGACGGGGCAGCUGCACCCUGCCAUCCGGGUGGCCGACCUGCUUCAGCACAUCACGCAGAUGAAGUGCGCGGAGGGCUACGGCUUCAAGGAGGAGUACGAGAGCUUCUUUGAAGGGCAGUCUGCACCAUGGGACUCUGCUAAGAAAGAUGAAAACCGAAUGAAGAACAGAUAUGGGAAUAUUAUUGCAUAUGACCAUUCCCGGGUGAGGCUGCAGACCAUAGAAGGAGACAACAACUCAGACUAUAUCAAUGGAAAUUAUAUCGAUGGUUAUCAUCGACCCAAUCAUUAUAUUGCUACACAAGGACCAAUGCAAGAGACCAUCUAUGACUUCUGGAGGAUGGUGUGGCAUGAAAACACAGCAAGCAUCAUCAUGGUGACCAACCUGGUGGAAGUGGGGAGGGUCAAAUGCUGCAAAUACUGGCCAGAUGACACAGAGAUCUACAAAGACAUUAAAGUCACCCUAAUAGAAACAGAGCUACUGGCAGAAUAUGUGAUAAGAACAUUUGCUGUUGAAAAGCGAGGUGUUCAUGAAAUACGCGAGAUCAGACAGUUUCACUUCACGGGCUGGCCGGACCACGGGGUCCCCUACCACGCCACCGGGCUGCUAGGAUUCGUCCGGCAGGUGAAAUCCAAGAGCCCGCCCAACGCAGGCCCGUUGGUGGUGCACUGCAGCGCUGGUGCGGGGAGGACCGGCUGUUUCAUUGUCAUCGACAUCAUGCUGGACAUGGCCGAGAGGGAAGGGGUGGUGGACAUCUACAACUGCGUCCGGGAGCUGCGGUCUCGGAGGGUGAACAUGGUGCAGACCGAGGAGCAGUACGUGUUCAUCCACGAUGCCAUCCUGGAAGCCUGUCUUUGUGGGGACACCUCGGUCCCUGCUUCCCAAGUCAGGUCUCUCUAUUAUGACAUGAACAAGCUGGAUCCACAGACAAAUUCAAGCCAGAUUAAAGAGGAAUUCCGGACCCUGAACAUGGUGACACCGACCCUGCGCGUGGAGGACUGCAGCAUCGCGCUCCUGCCCCGGAACCACGAGAAGAACCGCUGCAUGGACAUCCUGCCCCCCGACCGCUGCCUGCCUUUCCUCAUCACCCUCGAUGGCGAGAGCAGCAACUACAUCAACGCCGCCCUCAUGGACAGCUAUAAACAGCCCUCGGCUUUUAUAGUCACCCAGCAUCCUUUGCCAAACACAGUGAAAGACUUCUGGAGGCUGGUCCUGGAUUAUCACUGCACGUCUGUAGUUAUGCUGAACGAUGUGGAUCCGGCCCAGUUGUGUCCGCAGUACUGGCCAGAGAAUGGAGUCCACAGACACGGCCCCAUCCAGGUGGAAUUUGUUUCUGCUGACCUGGAAGAAGACAUCAUCAGCAGGAUAUUCCGAAUUUACAACGCAGCCCGACCCCAGGACGGGUACCGGAUGGUGCAGCAGUUCCAGUUCCUGGGCUGGCCCAUGUACAGGGACACGCCCGUGUCCAAGCGCUCCUUCUUGAAGCUCAUCCGCCAGGUGGACAAGUGGCAGGAGGAAUACAACGGUGGGGAAGGCCGCACGGUUGUGCACUGCCUGAACGGGGGAGGCCGCAGCGGGACCUUCUGCGCCAUCAGCAUCGUCUGUGAGAUGCUCCGGCACCAGAGGACGGUGGACGUCUUCCAUGCCGUGAAGACGCUGAGGAACAACAAGCCCAACAUGGUGGACCUGCUGGAUCAGUACAAGUUCUGCUAUGAGGUAGCCCUAGAAUACUUGAAUGCUGGCUGACGGCGUACACAGCCCUGCACACAAACCUUUCAUCCUGCAAAGCCAGGACGUGCCAUGGUGUUUGUGCCGAUGAGAUGAAGACUUCUCGAUAUGCUUAUUUUGCUUUGCCUAAUGGGCUCUU